Branchiostoma floridae (Florida lancelet) is the source of this 3926-nucleotide messenger RNA. RefSeq lists its product as uncharacterized. The transcript has 5 exons. The record is from RefSeq and is a predicted model, not a curated record. NCBI's taxonomy places the organism in Eukaryota, Metazoa, Chordata, Leptocardii, Amphioxiformes, Branchiostomatidae. Bases 8 to 3799 code for a protein of 1263 amino acids.
UCAAGAGAUGAUUGACCUGUUACCGAGAGUACUGGUGGAACUAAGGGACCUAGACUCAAGUAAACAAGAUAUUCUGCUACGAUUUUGCCACUUGGUGGAAGCUGGUAAGUUUCCUCUUGAUAAUAUUUGCUUCCAUCUAUGGUGUGAAGUGGUUGACUGGUACAACCUAGAUACAAGCAGCACCGGAAUGAGGUAUUCUCCAGUCACCAAAACCUUUUGGAAGAUUGGGUGGCGCCUAUUUGGUGGCAGAUUCCUACGACUGAUGAGCGGCAACAGAGGCAUAGGACAAGUGUUGACAGGAAAUGCCUCCAUUGGACAGUGUCCAACAUCGGGUACAUCAAUCAACUUCGCUGUGCCAAGCGCAGAGAUUCUAUCAAAGUUCCAACCGUAUGGAGACUUCCCCAGCACUAUUGACCCUGGAUUUAUCGAACCUAUGGUAGCUAUGGCCAGCAAAGCACUUGAAGGGAAAUCAUGUUGCCUAUGUUUUGAUGGUAAAAAGCUUUCCCCAGGACUCACCCAAACCAGUGGAGAUGUGAACCUGCUUGGUCACGGACCAGAGCCUUCACUUGAACAGAGAAAAGAGGAUUUACACAAGGAUCUAGGAAAGGUACAGUCUUUGGUGGACCUUGUAAUCACAAUUCAGUCACGUUCAGAUAUCACAAUGAGUGACCAGUUGGAUGAGCAAUCAAAACAAAGGUUGUAUGAUGAGUUAUAUGACUUGUUUCUGCUGAUGGGCAUGAAAAGUGCUGAGGUGAGGCACCUGCAGAAGAAGAAAGGAUUUGCAUUACAGUCAUUCAAGUCCAGAGGUGGUGAUGACUGGAGGAAAUCAAAAUACAUCUAUGUCAUCAGUGCAUUGCACACAGUACUUCAUCAAAUGCAAGAGUACAGGUUUACAUGGACAACCGUCAGGGAGCAACUCUGCCAAUGGAUGGCCAUUUUAAAUGGUGGCAGCACUGACUUCAUGCCUGGAAGUGUGGUGAAUCUGACAGAGCAGUCCAACUACGUCAGCCUACAAGACAUUGAAGAGCUACAUAAACGACAUGGAGAACCUUUAAUUGAGACAAGAGAGAUUCCACAAGGAACAUCAGAAUGGCACACUAUCAGAUCUUCAGCAAGAGUGACAGGUAGCCAGCUCCACAAGGCACUUGGCUUAGAGUCAUUAAAAGCACAGAAGGAGUACUUUGAUCGUGCAGUCAAGAAAGCCGGCAACACGCCUUCCUUUUCUGAAGAACAGAAGAGAGCAAUGGCUCAUGGGGUUGAACAUGAAAUAGAUGCAGCAGCAACUUUGGCCACAAAGAUUCUUCCAGCACUCGAACCCAACUUGCUUGUGUAUGAAGAAGGCUGUAUCAUCAUGAAGCAGGAUGAUAAGCCGUUUCUAGUUGUUUCCCCAGACAGGAGCCUUAGAUCCUCACAGAACUGUACAGUGAGUGCUGUUGAGAUCAAGUGUCCAUAUACAGCAGAUGUACAUGACAACAUUCCAUUCAGGUACUUAAGUCAGCUACAUGCUGAAAUGGCAGCACUGCAGUGUCCUGUUCUACUGUACUUAUCUUACAAAGCAGACUGUACAAAUGUAUUUAAGGUUACUGCUAAUACAGGCCUAUGGGCAGACAUAUGGCAUGCAGCUGUCAGUCAAUAUGGCGGAAGUAACCCAGUAAAGCCCUCGCAUCUAACCCCUGAGUCAAAGUUACUAAAGAAAAUGCUGAAGGAGAAGGCUGAGGCAGUUGAGUUUCUUGGUGAGUUCCCGUCUGUAACUGAAUGGAGGCAACUACUUGUGCGGGACAAGAAUGGCAAUCCACUCACCCGUCUACAGCUGCAGAAAGACAUCUUGAAGGAGGUGUGUGGUCAGAAGAAAAGGGUACUUGUAGAAGACUUAAAAACCAUACAAGCACUAGAGUGGGUGGUAGAGAAAGAUGAACAAACAGGAAAAUCUGUCAUCAGAGUAAAGAUGCAAGACAACCUUCCCUUUCCCACCACAGCUACUUUGGGAUGGAAGACACAAAAGAGCAGCACAGCUCAGGAGUCAAGUGUCAUGGCCAACACUGCUGAUGACGACACUUCCCUCUUACCAAUGUUGGACACAUUACCACUGGAGACCCCUUCAGAUAAUGAGAAAGGUACAAGGGGUGCAGCCUGCAGUGCUUUUGAGGAGAUUUUUAAUGAGUUACAGAAUAGCGAUGCAGACGCUGACAAUGUUGACAUCCAAAAUGAGGAAGAGAUAGAGCAGAUGGACACUGAUGGAGGUGUGUAUGCAGAGCUUGACCAGACACAAAGAGAGGAAGUUGAUUCGGAACAAACACAUGAGGCAGAUCAGCCCAAGCAUCAACUAAGUGAAUCUGAAUACAGAGAAAUCCUGGAACAACUGAUGCAUGAUGAAAAGGCCAAUGUUGAUGGGCGAUGGAACAAUAAGAAUCUUGAAGACUUCAAAGGGAAAUUUUCCUCUGCUGCAGUACUUGACUCUUCCUUCCGAAAUGUUGAGCUGAACUGUAUAGUGGAGUGUUUGAAAUCAAGUGUACAACUACAAGCUUGUGAAGCAAUCAUGCGGAGCUGGCCCAAAUACAGGAAAGUAAAUGCAUUGUGUGAUAUUCUUGCAGAUGGUUCUCAUGUUGAAGUGAAGAGGAGGAGGACCAGAGUAAUGAUGCCAUUGUCUGUCCUAUGUGAAAAGGUACUCCUGUCAAAUCAGUACCCCAAGCAAGCACUCAAUGUCUCCCUGUCAGAGUAUAGAUAUGCUGUAAAGCAGAAAGAAUGGGAAGGAACAAGUGCUAUCAGCAAUGAUGUAAAAGUGGAAGGAACUAGUGAGCCUGCUGCAUGGUUCUACAAGCCAGAAUUCAGUACUGAAAGAUCCCAGCUUGAGGUAAGCUGCAUUGAUGGUGAUCAUCUUCUCACCAGGUGGAGAGCACAUUGUGCGAGAGGCAAUGUGAAAGGACUGAAAAGGGAUGCAUGGAUCCAAGUAGCCAAGGACAGAUCAACAAGCCUUAACAUCAGUAUGGUUGAAGACAUGCUAGAUGCUCAAAGUGUUCCCAUCGCAUGCAUAUUCUUUAGUAGUGAGGUUCAAGACAAGAUGGUGCAGCUGGGUUUUUCUACGGAAGCCCUCUUUGUCAGACAUAUCAGAGAAGGCCUGAUCGUGGCGCAUGAUCAGCCCGGCAUCUCUGCCGCAGAAAGAGCAAACAUGCGAUUCAGACUAAGAUCGUUCCUGAUGCAUGGAAUAAGCUUCCACACCUUUCCACCGCCAGGAAGGUACAUAUACAGUGCUGCGAUAGGAUAUCCUUGGCAAAUCUGGGAGGACACAGUUGCAUCAAUAGAAGCACACAUGAUUCUCUACCCGCUCGUAAAACAAGGCAGCUACAACCAGAGGGCAUUCUCCAGUUCCCUUUGCGAGCAGUUCUUCAGCGAGAUGACAGGGGACGACAAGACAGGGCACUGUGGCACACUGACAGCUGUAGAGCUCACUCGACACUUCGGCACUGUCUGUGAGAUACUUGCAACAAGGCUGGAUCCACAUCGCAAGUGGGACAUGAGAACCAAAAAAUCCUCAGUGUACCCAGUCGUGACUGCUGAUCCUGAACAUGGCAGCCCCACCAUGGAGAUGGAGCCAUGCCUUUCUCAAGACAAGAAACACAUACGUGAAAUCAAACCAAGGAAUCACAUGUUUGACACUCCACGAACAAGGAAAAGCCAUCGAAGGCAUGGGCAGAUUUCAGGACCGAAUGAGCCAUCCCGAGGAACACGUGGAGUUCGACAGCAUCAUCGUAUUGAUGAAAGCAAGAUGCUACCAUCAACAAGAGCUGGAAUCGAAAUUUAGGACCUGAUAUCCAUACUACUGUUUAGUUUUUCUUUUCCUAUGGUGUUUUACUCUGAGUGUUAUCACUUAGCAAUGUGCAGUAUAACUGGAAUGUUUGAAUAGUUUCAUUUGCUGUGGAACUUCAGAA